This is a messenger RNA of Lactuca virosa, 456 nucleotides long. Lineage: Eukaryota; Viridiplantae; Streptophyta; Magnoliopsida; Asterales; Asteraceae. The record is from the annotation of a GenBank genome assembly.
AUGGCCGGAUUUCUUGGAACAGAGAGACAGUUUCAAGCAACUUAUGGGAAACCACUAGCUGCAGCUCGUGAUUCUAAAUGUUCAGCCAAGGAUGCUGAAGCAGGUGUACAUGCCAUGGAAGCAUUGCACAAACAGAAAUACAAUGGGUCUACAUCAGGCAGACAGUUGUGUUGGCUGGAGGCACUGCAUGGUUUACCAGGGUUACCAGAAGGAUUAGAAAAGGAAGUACAUGAUCUUCUACCUCCCUCCAUAUCCAAUGGAAUUCGUGUUAUCACUUCUCCUUACGGUGCAGAUUCUGCAUGGUAUGGAGCAAAACUUCUCAGCAAUUUUAGCACAUUUCCAAAUUCAUGGUGCAUCACUGAGGAGACUCAGUCAAAGUCUAAAAGAUCCCUCAUAUGUGAUGUACAAAGCUUACCUCAGCAACUGGUGGGCCCGCUGUUGAAUCAUAUAUUUUGA